CCGCCGCCGCAGCAGCAGCAUGGCGGGGCCCCGACGCCCGCUGCCCGGCUGCUACUGCCGCACCGCCGCCGCCGUGAACCUGCUGCUGGGCGUCUUCCAGGUCCUCCUGCCCUGCUGCCGCCCGGGAGGGGCGCAGGGACAAGCCUUGGAGCCGUUGCAGAACGUGGUGGAGCUGUGGCAGGCGGAGGAAGGCGAGCUGCUGCUGCCCGCUCAGGGUGAUUCUGAAGAGGAUCUGGAGGUGCCUUCUCAAGAACAGAGCUUCUCUGAGAAACUCUUUGGUGGAAAGGGCUUGCAUUUCCAGCCAUCAGUUCUGGAUUUUGGGAUUCAGUUCCUGGGGCAGCCUGCAGCCAAGGUUCUCUACGCUUACAACCCGAGCCGGGAGAGUGAGGUGGUGGUGAAUUCCGUGUUCACAGCUGCACGACAUUUCCACGUGCCUCCGGUUCACUUCCGGGUUAUUCCAGCCAUGGGGAAGACAUCUUUCCGGAUUAUUUUCUUGCCCACCGAAGAGGGAAGCCUUGAAAGCUUUUUAUUUAUUAAUACCUCCUCCUAUGGAGUCCUGUCCUAUCAUGUCUCUGGAGUGGGCACUCGCACAACCUCCUUGGAAGGGUCUGCGAAGCCGCUGCCCAAUGCUUCCUUCCUGCUCCCCCAGGUCCAGAGCAUCCGGCUCUCUCCGUCACAGGCAGAGACCACUAAUACCAGCCUCUUGCAGGUACAACUGGAAUGCAGUUUACACAAUAGUGUGUGUCAGCAAUUCAAGAGCUGCUCUCUAGAAUCUGAGGAUGUAUUGCGGCUACACAUGAGCCUAAUUGUGACCAUGGAAAACACCUCAAAGGAGUUGGAAGAGGACACGCAAGACCUGUUGGACCACCUCGCCAUUGUCUAUGUUGCUACAGACAAACCUGAGACCUCAGGUGAUUCCACUGUGAAUAUGUAUGUGCUGCAUUCAGGAAACAACCUUCUGUGGAUACAGGACAUACAUCAUUUGUCGCAGAGAGAGGUGCUGUCGCUGCAGUUUGAACCAGUUCUCUUGCCUACUUCUGCAACCAACUUUACAAAAAUUGCCUCUUUUACUUGCAAAGCUCCGUCAUGUGGAAUGAAAGAAGAUAUGAAGAAAACAAAGAACACUCCAACACUAAAUUCCUGCCUUGCUGCACCUGUGGUUCAUGGGUACUUCAAAUUAGACAUGUCUGCUGCCCAGUUUCACUUAGAGACUCAUGAGAACACAUCAGGAGUUUGGUCCCUCUGGUACCUCAACCAUUUUGACAGUCCUGUUGUGCUAAAUGAUGUCUUUGUUUCUAGAGAGACCAAGCACAUUUUAAAGAUUCUGAAUUUCACUGGCCCUUUAUUUCUACCUCCAGGAUGUUGGAAUAUCUUUUCUUUGAAACUUGUUGUUAAAGAUAUUGCCAUAAAUCUGUUUACCAAUGUAUUUUUGACUACAAAUAUAGGUGCCAUUUUUACAAUACCUCUACAGAUUUACUCUGCACCAAACAAGGAAGGGAGUCUGGGGUUUGAAGUGAUAGCACAUUGUGGCAUGCAUUAUUUCAUGGGAAAAUCAAAAGCAGAAAAUCCUUGCUGGGAAGGGAGCCUUUCUCUGGACCGGUCUACCUGGGAUGUAGAUUCGGAACUUGCAAACAAGUUGUACGAAAGAUGGAAGAGAUUGAAAAGUGGUGGCGUGUGCAAGAGGAAUGUUUUAGGAAUGACUCGCUUUGCUCACUUGAAGAAAUCCAAGGAGCCAGAACCCUUUGUAUUCUUUCUGCCUCGCCUGCCUGCUGAGCCCGGACUAGUAUUGAACUUUGGUGCUACUGCCCUCAGGAACAGCGUGGUGCAGUACUUGGUGCUGAAGAACCCAUCCUCCUGGCCGCUCUCUGUGCAGCUCCUGCCGCUGUCCUCAUAUCCUGUGCCUGAGGCUGCAGGGCGCCUGCUCCAGAAGUGGUUUGGUGUUGACAUGCAGAUGAUAAAUUUUACAACUAGUGAAUUUCGGCUUACCAGAGCUUGUCCUUACCGGGGCUCUCACGCAGAAGGGCCCGGUGUCACCAGCCUCAACCUCCACCUGCAGCCUCUAGAAACGAGAAGGAUUGGUGUCGUCUUCACGCCUGCCGACUAUGGGGCGGUCACCUCACUCCUGCUGAUUCGAAAUAACUUGACUGUUUUCGACAUGAUUGUCAUGGAAGGAUUUGGAGCCAGAGAGUUGCUGAGAGUGGGUGGAAGACUUCCAGAAGCUGGUGGCUCCCUCCGGUUUAAGGUGCCUGAGUCCACACUGAUGGAUUGUCACCGACAGCUUAAAGACAGUAAGCAGAUUUUAUCGAUUACCAAGAACUUUAAAGUUGAGAAUAUCGGGCCACUCCCCAUCACUGUGACAUCCCUGAAAAUUAAUGGCUACAACUGCCAAGGGUAUGGAUUCGAAGUGCUUGAUUGUCACCAGUUUUCCUUGGACCCAAACACCUCCCGGGAUAUCAGCAUCGUAUUCACUCCGGAUUUCACGUCAUCUUGGGUCAUCCGUGAGUUGACCCUGGUCACAGCUGCCAACCUGGAGUUCCGUUUCACACUCAGCGUGACGCUGCCGCACCACCUGUUGCCUCUGUGCGCCGAUGUGGUCCCAGGACCCAGCUGGGAGGAGGCCUUCUGGUGGCUCACGGUCUUCUUCGUCAGCCUGUCCCUGAUGGGGGUGAUUUUCAUCGCCUUCCAGCAAGCUCAGUACAUUCUCGUCGAGUUCAUGAAGACCAGGCAAAGGCAAAAUGUUAGUUUGGCAUCACAGCCAAACGGUAACUCCACGGAUCUUCUCAGCUCCCAUUCACACAAAACCAACUGCAAGAACUUUCUUGACACCUACAGCCCCUCCGAUAAAGGCCGAGGCAAACUAUGCCUUCCAGUCAGCUCUACGCCGCAGAGCCGCGUCCAGAAUGCAGCCAGGAGGAGCCCAGGCACCUGUGGUCACUCUCAGAAGAAGCACAAAUGCUCAGUGUAUUACAGCAAACAGAAGCCCAGCACCUCUGUGCCCAGCAGUGUCAACCCUGAGGAGAAGAACUCGGUCCUUGGCAGCCCCGUUUCCCCUCCAAGAGAGGACGGGUGCGCUGAGAUUCUGGGGGAGAACUGGGUAAACCUCAAAUAUAUAAGUGGCCUCGAUGGCAGCCUGCCCAAAGCUCUAACCCUCCCCAGACACACACUGCUUAAGGAAGAGAACACACUGAGAGCUGCAGUCAGUGUGAGUCCUCCUCCGAAUUCCCUCCCUACAGAGGGAGCACUCACCUCUAUGUUUCCUAAGGAAACGGAAAUGCACCUUUCAGAAAACCUCCCUGAACCUAGGGAGCGGGGCGAGUUUGCGCCCCUGAAAUCGUCUAAGAAACUACCUGAGAACCAUUUACCAAGAAACUCACCUCCGUUCCAGCCUGAAUUGCCAGAAAUGUCCAGGAAAGACAAUGGGAAUAACCAGCAAGUGCCAGUCAAGACCGAAGUCAAUAAUUGUGAAACUUCGAGAAAGGGAGACGCAAAGUCUUGUUCAGAAAAGAAGAUUUCCAAAAUUUGUAAAGAAGACACAGGUGUUGACAGACAGGACUUGCCCUCGCUGGAGCAAGAAGAUUCCUGUAGGAAGAAGAAACUUCAGGAGAAAAAAGAAGGGAAUUUACAAAGUUUAAACUGUAAUAAAAAUCGAAUGUGUAGAAAAAACAAGAAAAGAGGCGCUCCUCAACUCUUAAGGCCAUUGGAACAGACAGAAUCGAAGCUUGUGUACAGUGAAUUUGAAAAGCCUGAGCCAAGUAGUGCCAAUGAUGAGCAGAACUGGGCCACACAGGAAAACCGGGUGCAAGUGGGGAAGACAGAUGCCAACACGGGUACCAUCAGUCCCACGGCGCAUGGUGAGGCAGACCGCAUGGCCCUGCAGCCACUGAGUACUGAGAAGGCAAGCUCUGACUGCAGCAGCUCCUCAAGCAGUGUGCGAGCCAGCAGGGGCAGUUGGGGCAGCUGGAGCAGCAGCAGCUCUGACGGGGACAAGAAGCCCCCCAUGGUGGGUGCCCCGCACUUCCUGCCAGCUGGAGAUGGUGCUUCGCCUACCGACUUUCCCCCAGAAGCUCCCCUCUCCUUGAACCUUUCUCCAGAUGUCUGCGACUCUGAAGAUGUGAACAGUUUUCCACAGUGCCCAGAGACCCCGUGCCCUGGCCUUCCCACCGGGCCUGUGGGUGUGGACGAAGAGAAAGGUCUCUACCAUCCCGGAGAUCUCUGGUCCACGCAGCCUGUGUGUGUGACAAGUGGCUUCAACUGUACCCUGGACAGCAGCCUGCCUGGUGUCCUGCAGGCCCCUACCCCGGUUCCCGCCAGCAGUUUCAUUGAUUGGAAUUCAGCUUGCGAAGGCCAGUUUCCCAAUAUGUACUGUCCAUUGGACUUGAACGAUUACAAUGCCUUUCCGGAAGAAAACAUGAAUUACCCCAACGGCUUCCCUUGCCCUACUGAAGUGCAGACUGACUUCAUCGACCACAGCACACAGUCUACCUGGAACGCAGCGCCCAGCAUGCCUGCCGCCUGGGGACACGCCGGUCUCAUCAGUUCUUCGCCCUACCUCACGAGUACCUGCAGCCUGUCUCCAAUGUCUGGACUGUUCGGCUCCAUCUGGGCCCCACAGAGCGACGUGUACGAGAACUGCUGCCCGCUCAGCCCUGCAGCGGAGCACUCGCCGCACAUGGAGAACCAGGCAGUGAUGUGCAAGGAAUACUACCUCGGGUUCAACCCGUUCCGCACCUACAUGAAUCUGGACAUAUGGACUACACCUGCAAACAGGAACCCCACUUUCCCGUUAUCAAGGGAUUCGAGCUACUGUGGGAACGUGUGAAAAGAAUCAGAUUUUUAAACAAUGUGAAUAAAAAGGCUUGUGUUACCAUGACUAGAGUACACGAAUUGUGAAAUAGAUACAACAGUGGGUGGAUAUUUUGGCACUUUUAUAUGAAAAUAAAUUCUUUCUUUUUUUUUUUU
This is a messenger RNA of Suncus etruscus (white-toothed pygmy shrew), 4959 nucleotides long. RefSeq names its product transmembrane 131 like (gene TMEM131L). Gene Ontology annotation, cellular component: membrane. The transcript is spliced from 35 exons. NCBI's taxonomy places the organism in Eukaryota, Metazoa, Chordata, Mammalia, Eulipotyphla, Soricidae. Bases 20 to 4819 code for a protein of 1599 amino acids. The record is from RefSeq and is a predicted model, not a curated record.